AUGCCGUUCGUCAAGGUGGUCAAGAACAGCGCGUACUUCUCGCGGUACCAGACGAAGAACCGUCGUCGUCGUGAGGGCAAGACCGACUACUACGCUCGUCGCAAGCUUGUCUCGCAGGCGAAGAACAAGUACGCCUCGCCCCGCUACCGCCUUGUCGUCCGCAUCACCAACCGCCAGGUGAUCUGCCAGAUCGUCUACGCCAAGAUCCAGGGUGACUGCGUUCUUGCCCACGCUUCGUCGAAGGAGCUCAGCAAGUACGGCAUCAGCCACGGUCUUACCAACUGGACCGCCGCCUACGCCACCGGCCUCCUUGUCGCCCGCCGCGCCCUUACCAAGGUCGGCCUCGCCGACAAGUACGAGGGCUUCGCCGAGCCCUCGGGUGAGCUCGAGCUCGUUGAGCCCCUCGGCGAGGACGAGCCCCGCCCCUUCAAGGUCUUCCUUGACGUCGGUCUCCGCCGCACCUCGACCGGCAACCGUGUCUUCGGUGCCGCCAAGGGUGCUUCGGACGGCGGCCUCUUCGUUCCCCACAACGAGAAGCGCUUCCCCGGCUACGACCCCGAGACCAAGACCAUCGACGCCGAGGUUCUCCAGAAGUACAUCACCGGUGGCCACGUUGCCGAGUACAUGGAGUCGCUUGAGGAGGAGGACGACGAGCGCUUCAAGAAGCAGUUCUCGACCUACCUCGCCGAGGACAUUGGCUCGGAGGACAUCGAGGAGCUCUACACCUCGGCCUACGAGAAGAUCCGCGAGGACCCCUCGUUCACCCCCACCGAGAAGGACACGGCCAAGUGGAAGUCCGAGUCGCAGAAGCGCAAGAACGUCCGCCUCACCAAGGAGGAGAAGCGCGCCCGCAUCGAGGAGAAGAUCGCUGCGUUCCACGCCGACCACUAAGCAGUUCAUACGCUCUGGGGUCUGUAGGGUCAUCUUUG
Messenger RNA from Cutaneotrichosporon oleaginosum, 929 nucleotides. RefSeq names its product 60S ribosomal protein uL18. Gene Ontology annotation, biological process: translation; ribosomal large subunit assembly. The record is from RefSeq and is a predicted model, not a curated record. Lineage: Eukaryota; Fungi; Basidiomycota; Tremellomycetes; Trichosporonales; Trichosporonaceae. Gene Ontology annotation, molecular function: structural constituent of ribosome; 5S rRNA binding. Gene Ontology annotation, cellular component: ribosome; cytosolic large ribosomal subunit.